UAAAUACUUGAUUCAAUCAUUGGUUUUUUGGUGGUUUCAAUCGAUCAAAACCUUCACCAUUUGCUUUAUUGUGAAGAUCAAUCUCUAUAAAUUUCAUUCUCAGUUGCAAUUUGUCGAAAAGCUCGUUUGAAAUGGCGAUAGAUCUCUACUCUGACAAUUCCGGUGGUACGACGACGAGCCCUCGGCUUUCCUUCUCGUAUGAUCUCUCUCAAUCUGAUACUGUUCCCGUGGAACAGAUUCUACGAUCAUUUUCGUCAUCUAGCGUCGAUUUCAAUUUCUGUGUUCAGGAAAACUCAGACCUCCACCAGGCUUCCAUGGCGGAUGAACUUUUCUCCGACGGUAAAAUUCUCCCAACGCAAAUUAAGUCAACAACUGACAGAGAUAAACGCGCAGUGCCAACUCCACCGCGUGCGGAAAACCAAAAGCCACUCUCGAUGCCGGUGCCACCGCCGGAAGACGAGGAGUUAAAACAACAAAAUUCGAAGUCAUUUUGGGGGUUUAAGAGGAGUAGCAGUUGCGGAAGUGGAUACGCUCGAAGUUUAUGCCCCAUUACUCUGCUAUCUCGGAGCCAUUCAACGGGAUCUUCAACUAGUUCUAAACGAUCAUCGUCUUCAAAAGAGGGAUUAAACCAAAAACAACAUCGCAACUUUCAAAAACCCUCAGUUUCUCAGAAACCGCCAUUGAGGAAAUCAGGUUACGGUUAUGGAAUCAAUGCUACCACCGGUACCAACAAUGGAAUUCGGGUGAAUCCGGUUCUGAAUUUGGGGUUUGGAUCCUUCUUCUCAACAAACAACAAGAAUAAAAACAAGAAGUGAUACGACGAUCAAUGAAGAUAGAGAUUAGAACUUUUGGGAUUAAUUAAUGAUUUGAUUAGUUGCUGAUUAAUUAAUGAUGGAAGGUGUUAGGAUUUGGGGUUGAGGGUGGGUGGAGUGGGGUUGAUGAAGAGGAUAAAACAAGGCACAUGCGAUUGAAGAUUUUGCAAAGAUCAGGUAAGAUCGCUUUCAUGGGGUUGUCCCCAUUUCAUUCUGCUUUACUUUUUAG
Messenger RNA from Cynara cardunculus var. scolymus (artichoke), 1041 nucleotides. RefSeq lists its product as uncharacterized. The transcript has a single exon. NCBI's taxonomy places the organism in Eukaryota, Viridiplantae, Streptophyta, Magnoliopsida, Asterales, Asteraceae. Bases 132 to 815 code for a protein of 227 amino acids. The record is from RefSeq and is a predicted model, not a curated record.